Athalia rosae (coleseed sawfly) is the source of this 573-nucleotide messenger RNA. RefSeq names its product cuticle protein 38. NCBI's taxonomy places the organism in Eukaryota, Metazoa, Arthropoda, Insecta, Hymenoptera, Athaliidae. Bases 150 to 440 code for a protein of 96 amino acids. The record is from RefSeq and is a predicted model, not a curated record. The transcript has 2 exons.
CGUCACAUUGGAGGGGUAGUGGGUCGAACGGCAACGAUAUAAAAGGUUUUGAAUUCGUAGCAAAACGCACAGUCAAUUCAGCUUUCUGCAAAGGACUAGCUUCCCGUCUCUCUUUCAUCCCCCCCUUGAAAACAAUCACCUCAGCAGUCAUGUUCAAAUUGUGCGUUCUCCUCGCCGUCCUGUCGGUCGCUGCAGCCGGCGUCAUACCCGCGGCUCCUAUCGUCACCGCGGCGAGCAGCCAGGUCAUCGCCAGGAAUUAUAACACCCUAGCCUACGCUGCACCUGCAUACGCAGCGGCCCCCAUCGCUGCUGCACCCUUGACAGCGCCCAUUGCCGCUUCACCGUUCGCUUACACCGCUCCUCUGGCUUACAGCACCCACGCUGUGGCUCCUGCGGCAUAUCCGGCGUACGCUGCAGCGGCUCCUUUGGCGGUCUACUGAGUCCGAGAUAAUUGAAUGGAGAUCUCGAAACGGAACAUCGCUAACGAACAAUUUACCAAAAUUUUUGAUCAACAUUGAUUUGCAACCCCCUAAGGAUGAAUAAAAUUUUUCACGUAGAACAUGUAAUACGUUA